AUGCCACAUAUCAGUGCCCAUCUGAGCUGCCUUUCAGUGCCACCUAUCAGUGCCAGUCAGUGCUGCCUAUCAGUGCCCGUCAGUGCCGCCUAACAGUUCCAUGCCAGUCAGUGCCACCUAUCAAUGCCAAUCAGUGCCACUUAUCAGUGCUGCCAAUCAGUGCCACCUAACAGUGCCAGUCAGUGCCACCUAUCAGUGUCAGUCAGUGGCGCCUAUCAGUGCCAUGUAUCAGUGCUGCCUUUCAGUGCCCAUCAGUGCCACCUACCAGUGCCUCCUCAUCAGUGCUGCCCAUCAGUGCCACCUAUCAGUGUCCAUCAGUGCAGCCUCAUUAGCGCACAUCAGUGAAGGAGAAAAAUCACUUAUUUACAACAUUUUAUAACAAACUAAGAAAAAACAUUUUUUUUUCAAAAUUUUCAGUGGUUUUUGGUUU
This is a messenger RNA of Staurois parvus, 430 nucleotides long. The record is from the annotation of a GenBank genome assembly. Lineage: Eukaryota; Metazoa; Chordata; Amphibia; Anura; Ranidae.